Messenger RNA from Armigeres subalbatus, 1870 nucleotides. RefSeq names its product set1/Ash2 histone methyltransferase complex subunit ASH2 (gene ash2). Lineage: Eukaryota; Metazoa; Arthropoda; Insecta; Diptera; Culicidae. Gene Ontology annotation, cellular component: Set1C/COMPASS complex. Gene Ontology annotation, molecular function: protein binding; transcription cis-regulatory region binding. The transcript is spliced from 5 exons. Bases 224 to 1813 code for a protein of 529 amino acids. The record is from RefSeq and is a predicted model, not a curated record.
UCAGAUUUUAUGCUGCGCUGCUGUCUGGUCCGCUUGGGUUGCUUUUGGCGAUCGCGUCGGACAUUGAUUUUUCUCUGGAAAAGUAUUAAAUUUGAAUUAAAGUUAUCUAUUUUUGGAGUUGAUUUUUGUGUUUUUAGUGUGGUGCAUGUGCCAAGUGUAUUUUUGCAUGUGUUUUAUUAGUUCCCCAUAGUGAAAAAGCAAUUUUUCUGUUGUGUUAUUCAACAUGGAUGAUGGCGAUGCCAAAUCGGGCAAAAAUUCCCCCAAAACCGAGGAUAAAUAUGGCAACUGCUAUUGUGGAAAAGAAAGGAAUCUCAACAUAGUGGAACUGCUGUGUGUAACGUGCAGCCGUUGGUUCCAUGAAUCCUGCAUCGGGUUCCAGCUGGGUCGCCUGGUGCCAUUCAUUAUGAAUUAUGUGUUCGUUUGCAAGAACUGUUCUGUGACGGGGCUGGAGAGCUUCCGGAAAACCCAGGCCACGAUUCCUCAGAUGUGCAUGACGGCGAUCGCCAACCUGCAGCAAACGUCGAUCAAGGAGGGCAAACCGAAGGUGAUGUUCAGCAAGGACAGGGAUAUUAUUCCUUUCAUGGACCAUUACUGGGAAUCGAUGACGACGAUGAGCCGGCGGUCGACCCAAUCGUGGUACGCCACGGUGCAAAGGACGCUGCUAAAGGAUAUAAAUUCAGUGUUUUCCUACGAGGAGACCGCUGAUGGGCAGAUGUAUGGGCUGGUAGCGCAGGAUUUGAAUCAGAUCAAGCCAAAUUACGAUGAAGCUACAGCGCAGGGUACACAAAACUUGGCCAAGGUCGGUCGUCAACAGAAGCGCAAGUUCCCCAACAGUGACCAGGGCGGAGCACUUGGGAAGAAGAGUCGCGUAGGAACGGAAUUAUCGCUGGUGAAACUCCCGGCCCAUGGGUAUCCGCUGGAACAUCCCUUCAAUAAGGACGGAUAUCGGUACAUUCUGGCCGAACCGGAUCCACAUGCACCGUUCCGGCAGGAAUUCGACGAAAGUGCCGAUUGGGCAGGGAAACCCAUUCCCGGCUGGUUGUACAGGGUGCUGUCGCCAAACGCCGGGCUGAUAGCGUUGCACGAUCGUGCACCGCAGAUGAAGGUGUCGGAGGAUCGCCUGGCGGUCACCGGAGAUAAAGGAUACUGUAUGGCCCGAAGCACGCACUAUGUCACCCGUGGCUGCUGGUACUGGGAAGCGACAGUCGAGGAGAUGCCAGAAGGAUCGGCCUGUCGGCUUGGCUGGGGUCAAGAGUACGCAAACCUUCAAGCUCCGCUGGGCUACGACAAAUUCGGUUACUCGUGGCGCUCGCGUAAGGGAACCCGCUUUCACGAAUCUCACGGAAAGCACUACAGCGACGGGUAUGGAGUCGGCGAUACUCUCGGCUUCAUGAUAGUGCUUCCGGAGUCGAAUCACGUUGGACACGUUCCGAGUACGUUCAAGGAUCGACCGUUGGUCAAGUUCAAGAGCCAUCUGUAUUACGAGGAGAAGGACAGGGUAACGGAAACGCUCAAGACGUUGAAGGUGCUGCCGGACAGUAAGAUAUACUUCUUCAAAAAUGGUAUUUGCCAGGGCGAAGCAUUUACGGAUCUGUAUGGUGGAGCGUACUAUCCGGCAAUAUCGAUUCAUAAGAGUGCGACGAUCAGCGUUAAUUUUGGACCAAAUUUUAAGAAUUCCGAGGUGCAUCAACAAUUUCCGUGCAAAGCCAUGCACGAACGCGUGGAGGAGAUGAUCUGCGAGCAAACCAUGGCGGAUAUGAUGUAUUUCACCGAAAACGAUGGCAAACUGCGUCUGGAUACGUACAGCCUUUGAUGUGAUUUACCAUGUGAAUAAAGCAACUCCAUGGUUCAAUAACUGUAAUAAUAGAAA